This is a messenger RNA of Lates calcarifer (barramundi perch), 3477 nucleotides long. Its product is annotated as alpha-1,6-mannosyl-glycoprotein 2-beta-N-acetylglucosaminyltransferase. Lineage: Eukaryota; Metazoa; Chordata; Actinopteri; Centropomidae. Gene Ontology annotation, molecular function: alpha-1,6-mannosylglycoprotein 2-beta-N-acetylglucosaminyltransferase activity. The record is from RefSeq and is a predicted model, not a curated record. Gene Ontology annotation, cellular component: Golgi stack; Golgi membrane. Gene Ontology annotation, biological process: oligosaccharide biosynthetic process; protein N-linked glycosylation.
UUCGCUGAGCACGAGCUCAGUCUCCCUCCCGUUGGCUGAACUGUACACGUCAGCAGUCAAUAAGUUUUACCCUAGAUGUAUCAUAGUCCCAUUAUCCUCUUCCUGGUAUGAGUGUGUUGACACAUUACACCUACUUUUGGUGCUAAGAACAAGCGGUUGAAGCGACUGUUUGGCAACUGACACGGGUUUCAAGUGGAAAGACAAUUCUGUGAGAGGAAAAGCAGCCAUCAAAGAAACGCCUGACAUUUGGUUUCAAGCCACGCGUCACGCGACGUUGGACUGUUUCUAGCAAAAGUUUGAGUUUCAGCGCACGGGGAAACAAUGUUGCAAACGAGUUUACAAUGAAGACGCGCGUGAUAAGGUGAAUGAAAGCCAUUGUCGUCCUAAUCUUACGUUUGUUUUUACUUUGAAAAAAUGAGGUUUCGACUGCACAAGAGGAAUCUGCUCGCGCUGUUGGGUGUUUCCUUCGUAGUUGUGACACUCUUGUUUUCAACACGUGUAUUAAUAGUGUCCGAUAAUGACACAAGUAGACAUAAUGAUCCUAUCUUUCAGGUAGAUCGGGACAUGAGAUGUAGUGAUCUGUGGAAGUUCAGCUUUGAUUCAAUGCAAACAAUGUCUCUGUCCGUUUUCACUGGCAAUAUAAAGCAGUGUGUUCACAAUGCCAAUAAAUUUCCAGAGGACCCUCAACUAGUGCUGGUUGUGCAGGUCCACAACAGGCCUGAAUACCUCAAACUGUUCAUUAAGUCACUGGAGAAAGCUGCUGAGGUCCACAGCUUCCUUGUUAUCUUUAGCCAUGACUAUUUUUCAGAGGAAAUAAACACGAUUGUGCGAGGGAUAACUUUCUGCAAGGUACAGCAAAUUUAUUUCCCUUUCAGCACUCAGCUGUAUCCCAGCGAGUUUCCCGGGCAGGAUCCACGAGACUGCCCUCGAGACAUAACCAAGGACAAUGCUCUCAAAACAGGAUGCCUCAACGCAGAACACCCUGACUCCUAUGGGCACUACAGGGAAGCCUUCAUCACUCAGACCAAACACCACUGGUGGUGGAAAUUGCACUUUGUGUGGGAACGAGUGGGCAUAAUGCACGGCUACAGUGGCUUUGCAGUCUUUCUGGAGGAGGACAACUACAUCUUACCUGACUUUUUCCAUUUUUAUAAGGCAAUGAUAGAGUUCAGGAAGAGCAGCUGUCCAGACUGUGACAUGCUUGCUUUGGGAAACCACAACGACCUGACUGAUUUUACCAGACUGUCCAAUAAGGUAUUGACCACUGGCUGGAUGUCCACUAAACACAACAUAGGCAUGGGCAUAUCCAGGGAGGUGUACUAUAAACUGAUGGGCUGCAGCAAGGAGUUCUGCACCUAUGAUGACUACAACUGGGAUUGGACUCUGCAGCACCUCUCAGGAACGUGCAUACCAAAGCCCCUCAAAGUGCUCGUAGCACAGGGCUCCAGGGUUCUUCACACUGGAGACUGUGGUCUUCACCAGAAGGAGAACUGCAGGCCAGAAUGGGCCUCAAAGAGGGUUGACGAGGGACUUCAGAUGGCCAAGGACGCUCUGUUUCCUCCAUCUCUUGCCCUUAAUGGUGCAGAACCAGUGGAGCACAAGGCACACAUGAAGAAUGGAGGAUGGGGAGACGUUCGAGACCAUGUCCUAUGCAAUAACUAUGCCAAACGUCUUUGAACUGUACCUUAUCUCUAUGACUAUGGGUGUACAUUGGUAUUCUGCAAAUGUGCCAUCUUACAGCUUUUCAGGGUUUCAGAGGCUGUUGUUGUCUUCCAAGAAAUAGAACCAAAUCAAGUCUAAACAGGUUGCAUGUACACAACUAGAGUUCAGCUUGUUUUUAAAAACUUUUAAUUUUUUAAUCACCAAAGCUGCACAGUUGCCAAAGACUUUGUUGAUAUUUGUGUUGUGUGUAAUGCAUGCAAGCUCAGUCAUGCUGUCACCAGGUUUGCUUAUCUCUGGGUGUUUUACAAGCCAAGACAGUAGGUUAGAUUCAUUGCACACUAACGGGAAAUAAGAAUAAACUAUUACUGUGUGUACAUACACACACAGUAAUUUACUAUUUUAUCUGCAGAUAUAUCACUACACAGGAUGUUUAUUCACAAGACAUUCAGUGUGUGUAUUAAUGUCUUGCAAUACUUUUUUAUGGAACAUUCAGUUGCAGUGUUUUUAACAUGUGCUUUUUAUGGUACGGUUUUAUGUGUAACAGCAAGAUAAGCACAUGUAAUGUACAUACGUAAAGGUAUAAUCAAAACAUGUAUGACAAUGUUCAAUAUAAUGGGAAGCUCUAGUUUAUUGUGCAACCGCUGUCUUUGGAGUUGUCUUCCUGAAUGUAGCUUUCAGUCUCUGUUCUAACCAGAGGUCUUUUUAUGAGGAGAGGCCGACUUACACCACUUACUUUAUCAGCCUUCUACUCCCCACUUUAUUGAUCUCUGGUUGCAACAACCAGUGCUUGAUAUUGAUUUCUUUUUUUUUGGUUUUCAGUGUACAUUUGCUUUCUGAUACAAGAACAGUGACCUCUUGGAAUCUUGUUCAAGAUAUCGGCUCCACAAACAUCAGGGUCAUCUGUGACUGCAUUUCUAUAUUUGCACCUUCUUUGUUAGAAUUGAUUUUAGGACAUAAGAUUCAAAUAAUACAGAACAAAUUGCCUUGGAAUUUUACAAAAAGGAAAGGCAGACCGUUUCCUUUCCAGGCAUUUGUUUGGUAGUUGAAAAAAAUAUCCCACUAAAGCUGAACUUCCCUUUUUACAGUGUAAAAACCAUGAGAAACAUAAUCAUAAUGAUGCUUUAUUGACUUUAAGCUGACCAAAAGUGCCUUUUGAUAGUUCAUUUGUGCCUGUUUUAAAGAGAGUUUUUAAGGUGCACUGAGAAUAUUGUUGUUGACCUAGUGCGUACAUGACUAUGUGCCAAUGCAGGGGACUCAUAUUUUUCCUGAGAUAUUUUUUGAUAGUGUCUUUACUCAUAAGAUGUUGAGUAAAGACUUGAGCAUGGAUGUCAAUUUGUCAGUUAGGUAAAAUUAUUGCCUCACUGUUUACAGAUGUCAGUGACCCCAGAUCCAGUAAGUGCCUUAGCCUGAUAUUGAUACACCUCCCUGUGCCUUGUGCCUUAUGGAGAUUGCUAGUCAAGAAACAUGGAUUGUAUGUGAUAAUGAAAUAAACUAUCUUCUAUUUUGUGGUGGAAAGCAUAAUACAGUUUAAAGAAAGAUGAUGAAAAAAGAUAGCAAAGAUGACCUAAUACACAAAAAUAUACAGAUAAUAAUGACUCUCUCUGAUGUAUGUGUGUGUGUGUGUAUGUAUUUAUGUGAGGUUUUUGUAUGUGUAUGCAAUUGUUCCUUAGUUGGUGAGAUGUACAGCUGUUGAAAAUGAGACCAACCUUUUUUGUUGCUUUUGCUUGUUUUGUUCCUUUCUGAUCAUCACUUGAAAUAGCUGUUUAUUUUUCACUUAAUUUUUGCCAAAUGGGAAAAUAAAAGACAUUGAAUGUU